GGCAGCACCAUGGCCUGCUGCAGCCGGUGAGGUCUUCGCAGCCUUUCGGCUCGGCUUUCGGAUCAUAUUUCACUGGCUGCAGACGUCGUCACGGAACAGGUGUCCGUGCAAAUGACCGGGCCGUUCAUGAGAGUGAGUUGUUUUAUUUAAAAGCACUUAGCAGCUGUGAAAUCACAAUGAAGCUCCGGCUCUGUUGUGGGGCAGAGCUGCACUUCACCACCACCACCCAGCAAGAAGGGCGAUAACAGCUGCAGCUAGUGGCAUCCCCCGCCUCAUAUGUAAACAGCGCUCCUGUGGACCGGGUAGUGUCUUACGUUUUUAUUGUGAUAUUUUAAGAACCAUUUGCUGCCGCGGGUUCCUUUUUUUUUUUUUUUUAAAUCUUUACUGACCGAGUGAAAAACAACGACAGCCGGAGCAGUAGGAGUAACUGCGUUGCGAGGAGGAGCAUCCACCUUUGAGGGCUAUUAAAGCGCAGCAGACGGAGAGACAGGGACUCUGCGCCCAGACGGAGAGGAGUCAACAUGUUUGAGACCAAAGGAAUCCCUUUUGUCCUGCUCGAUUUAGUCUGUCUAAUUCUAGCGGGACUCCCAUUUGCAAUACUCAAUUUGCUGCACAGGCCUUUCCGCCGAGGCUUUUUCUGUAGUGACGAUACGAUCAAGUACCCCUAUAAAGAGGACACCAUUUCAUAUCAGUUGUUAGGAGCUGUUAUGAUUCCCUGCACAAUACUCAUUAUGGUCUUUGGCGAGUGCCUUUUAGUUUAUUUAAAGCGCAUCGAAUCCAAAUCAACGUUCGGCAACUAUGUUGCCUGUGUUUACAAAGCCAUCGGUACCUUCGUCUUUGGUGCCGGCAUGAGUCAGUCUCUGACGGACAUCGCAAAGUAUUCGAUCGGCCGGCUCAGGCCGCACUUCCUUGAUGUGUGCAAACCGGACUGGAAACUCAUCAACUGCACAGCAGGCGUAUACAUCGAAAACUUCAACUGCACUGGAGAUCCGAAGGUGGUCAACGAAGGCAGACUGUCCUUCUAUUCUGGCCACUCGUCGUUCUCCAUGUACUGCAUGCUGUUCCUCGCUCUCUACCUGCAGGCGCGGCUUCAGGUCCAGUGGGCGCGGCUGCUCAGACCAACCCUCCAGUUCUUCCUGAUCGCUGCCUCGGUGUACACCGGCCUGUCAAGGGUUUCCGAUUACAAACAUCACUGGAGCGACGUGCUGACAGGGCUGCUGCAGGGCGCAGUCAUGGCUCUGCUGGUGGUCUUCUUCAUAUCAGACUUUUUCAAAACAACAGAGUGCCGUAAAGAGACGGACAUCCCUCACACAACGCUGCAGGAGACCCCCACAAACGGGAAUCACUUUGAGAGUCCCAACUAAGCUAAGUGGAGCUAAGCUAAGAGUCCUCUCCUUCCAACGCACACCCAGAAUUCCAGCUUCGAAGCCUUUAAUCCCGAGCAAAUCCCCCAUUCAAUACGCUGCAUGGACGUUUAGUUUGAACUACCUGAUUAUUCCUCAAGUUAUCUGAACUCUCAAAACCACACAUGGCCUCUUUGAAUUUCACACUUUAAGGUAUUUCGUGCUUGUCUACCAGUGCUCCGUGUGAAAGAUUGUGAAAAGUAUCCAGCUGUAGAUCACAAGCUGAAGAUUGAAAAAUGAGGUGGAUCUAUUAGUGUGAUCAACUGAAGCGGAGGGAAAACUGCAUGCACCAAAAGGAUCUGACCACUGCCUUGAGGGAGGGCGCGUUGGAAACCUGUGAAUGUAAUCCUGCUUAGUGCUUUUCCUGAACUGCAGUCAGCAUGCUCAUGGAUCUGAUUUAGGGUCAGUUUUAUGUCUCCAGUAGUGAAUGAAGGAAAAGGGUUAACAGAGGAUGAAGCUGACCCUAAGCCAGAGAACAGCGCUGUUGCACAUCCAGACUGCUGCUGUCUAACCUGAUAUCAUAAACCAAGUGUUUGUUUUGUGGCUUUGGGUUAGCGUGAUGCACAGCUGACUGCCGAGUCCUGUGUUGCCUUGUACUGGACUGCUGUGGCUGCUAUUACAGCUCCCUGUGGAUCUUAUAUAAAACAAAUACAGAACAAUGUGCUUUUGUAUAAUCUGUAUGCAAACAAAUCACCAUACAGACUUUUUAUUGAAAAGACAAAACAAUGUUAUAAUUAUGUACAAAUGUCUAAAAUAAGGAAAAAUAAAGCCAUCUAACUCACAAACAUUAA
Molecule: messenger RNA, 2194 nt
Organism: Xiphophorus hellerii (green swordtail)
Lineage: Eukaryota; Metazoa; Chordata; Actinopteri; Cyprinodontiformes; Poeciliidae
Gene: plpp1a
Product: phospholipid phosphatase 1a
Exons: 6
Coding region: 522-1364 (280 amino acids)
Biological process (GO): phospholipid metabolic process; phospholipid dephosphorylation; signal transduction
Cellular component (GO): plasma membrane
Molecular function (GO): phosphatidate phosphatase activity
Source: RefSeq, a predicted model, not a curated record